Molecule: messenger RNA, 192 nt
Organism: Phytophthora nicotianae INRA-310
Lineage: Eukaryota; Oomycota; Peronosporomycetes; Peronosporales; Peronosporaceae
Exons: 2
Source: RefSeq, a predicted model, not a curated record
GGGUGCCAAGUUGCUAGUCAGGUGACAUCGCAGUCCUGUGGCUGCAUCUCGGCGGAGUACACAGUACAAGAGAAAGCCUGGUUUGCCAUCCAAGUGUCACCGGUGCCGAAUGCUACUUUGAACAGUUUAAACGUUCACGAGAUGACAAGCAUUCGCGAAAUGCUCGGGACCGAGCGUACAACGCAGGGUUAG